Messenger RNA from Daktulosphaira vitifoliae (grape phylloxera), 3102 nucleotides. RefSeq lists its product as uncharacterized. Bases 73 to 969 code for a protein of 298 amino acids. The record is from RefSeq and is a predicted model, not a curated record. The transcript has 3 exons. NCBI's taxonomy places the organism in Eukaryota, Metazoa, Arthropoda, Insecta, Hemiptera, Phylloxeridae.
UUUAUAUUAUAAUACUUACCAUAAUAAUUAUUAUCAUUAUAAUAGUAAAACUAUUAAAUUUUUUCUUAAACAAUGACAUCUUUAAAGUUUGUCCUAAAGUACUUGUUAUUAUUUUUUGCCAUCAUAUGUGCCAAAUCACAUAGAAAUACAAAACAAAAUACUAGUAUUGUGAAUGAUCUUUUUAAAUGUAAAGGAUGGAAAAAUUUUAAACAUGUAAAAAGUGUAACGUACUUAACGAAUAUAUAUGAUCUUUCGAGUAUUAUUCAAGACAAAAUAUCUACAGAUGAUUGUAAUAAAAAAGUAAGAGUUGCAACUAUUUUCCUUGGUUGUAAAUAUGGAUAUAUUUUAGAAGACAUUGUAAAUUCUGUCGGUUAUCAACGACUAUUCUGUGGCCAAAUAACGAGUAACAAAUCUUAUAAAUCACAAGAUCACAAUUGCACUGAAAAAUUAAUAGAACUAAUAUUCAAUAUAACUUUAUUUGCAAAAAAACUGCAAGGAGCCUUGUAUGCUAUAGAUAAUUUACAUUCUAUUAAAUGGCAACUUAGUACUACGAAACCUAAAAUUAUUAUGAAAUCAGUGUUUGAGAAGUUCAAAAAUUUACAAAACCAAGUAAAUAAAUAUAUCGCGUUGGGAGAUGAUUUGAAAGACGACAAAAAUAUAAUAAAUACUAUAAAAAUAUACAUAAGCCGGAUAAAAAAAGAAUUAAAAUUUGAAAUCAACCGUUAUUGUAAAUUGGAAUUGAGCAUUAAUUUCUUAUAUAUUCAAAUAUUGAAGAAUGAAUACACAAAUGAUAUCAAUAAAUGUACAAAAAUAUUUAAAUCUGGCAGUGAAAUUAUAAUAAGUGGUAUCAAGGAGUUAAUUAUCGAAAAUUUUACCAAUUUAGUCUUCGAAUUUAAUUCAAAAACUGAGGAAACAUUCAUUCCAGAUUCAUUAUGUCAUCUUUUUGAAGAUGAUAAACCACGUGAAUGAAGAAUUUGAGCUAGAAUCAGAAGACUAUACUAGAAAAAUACACGAAAUUUAUAAAAUUGAUUUAAAUAAUUUUUUCAUUAUGUAAAAAUAUAACUUAGCAUAAAAACAUAACUUUUAGUUGAAUCUAAAUAUCAUUUGUGAAAUAAUUAAAAAUAAAGUUUAUAGGGAAAGAAUUAAUAAAGAAGAAUGAUAAUAGCAUCAUUUGUAAAGACAUAAUAAAUACAAGUACUUUAAUUUCUAGUUAUUACUUGAUUAGUGUAGUUAGUGUUUUAAAAAUACUCUUACCUGAUAUCCGCUGGAACAGUAAUGAUCUCGGCUGGUGAUUUAUAGUUGCUUAAGGAGUCUGUUAAAUUAUAGAGGAUGCGUUAAUUACAAGAGAAUAAUUUGUGAAUUAUAUAUGCGUAUAUAUUUUUAAGUAAAGUGUUAGUUACUUUAACAGACGUAAGUUUUAAGCUAAGUAAGAAAAGUUAAACUAAAACUCAAAUCAACAUACACACAAAGAAUACACAGGUUUGGUCUGCAAGGGAAAACUAUGAUGAUAACUUGAUACACGAUAAGAAGUGAAUGAGAGAGGGGACUAUAGUCCUUAGCCCUUUUAUAAUAGGCAAAAGAGUGGUCUGUUAAUACGUGUGCAGCAUAAAUGGGGCAUAUGACUCUGAAUAUUUUUAUAAAUGAUACCUUCAACUGUUAGUCAUAUAAAUGAAAAGGUUAAAUGGUCCAGUGUGCCUUAUGACAUCAUAGUAAUCCUUAAUAGUUCGCACUAAAGGGUUAACUAUUAUUUACCACCAUAAUAUUGGUGUCACGAAAACGCGACGAAAAGUGUUGACUCAUGAUAAUUAUUGACAAACCAUUUUAACGGAAAAGCAAAAAUGAAAUGUACUUAUUAAACAGUGUAUCUUUGCAUUAUGUGAGUUAGUAAAUAUUUUGUUGACGAAUAUUACAUUUGGUACAUCAUUUCACAUGUUUUUACAAUUUAAAUGUUUCACAUUUUUAAUAUAUUUUUUCAAUAACUACAAAAAUUACAAUUAACUUUUAUGAAAAAUAAUUAUUUUUCACAUAAAAUACGCGAGGCACUAGAAUUUUGACAAUUUAAACAUAUACAGAAAUUAAGAUAACCAUGAAACAUUUAUCAGGAUUAAAAAAAAUAUAAUUUUACGGAACUUCAUACGUUUUUGCUAUUCACUUGAAAUAUUAUAUAUCUGGGAUAUUCGACAAAUAUUUUCAUUUAUAUGGAUAACCAUGGAGAACAUCAGGAAACGUAUCUCUAGUUCCAAACGUAUCAAUUAGCUCAUAAACCAACCAACUUUUAAAGAUUGUAUCAAAUACGUUGUAAGGUUAUGUUGUAAGGAUACGAAAAUAGUAAAGUUUGUCAAAACUGUAUACGUCAGUUUAGCAGUGCUUGACAUUAGCAAGACGUUAAAGUACUACUAUCACACUAAUUUUUUCAUAUACCUACUCAGAGUCCGCGACUAUUACUGGGAUUAAGCUGACAGUCCCGAUUUACUGGUGCAUUUGGAUGCAUCUAGCCUGCCCAAUGGUCACUCAAGUUACUCAGAUGCCAGAAAAAAAACGCUCAGUCUGUUUUCAGCCUAGACUGGUGGCCUCAUCCUCUUCGAGAUUGCUACUCUUCAAUCAAAGAGCUACGCUUAUGAUAGGGAAGGCAUCAAACUUAUCAAGUCAAAUGAGAUCUGCGGACACGUAGUUGGCAACCAUCUGUCUUUAGAUAAAUACAAGUGGUGUUUGUUUGAAGACCAUGACGAUGAUUCAAAAAGAGCGUUGGCUGGACAGAUUGGCCGUGCGGUCAUUGAAGCGGUACGUGGUGGUGACAAAUGUCAUCGCUACUCUAUACUCUGUAACGCCAAAACGUGUCGAUUCGUUCGCUAGAGCACGAGAUUCGCACUUUGCGUGUGACCAGGUUAGCGUUCAAUCGUUUCAAAGAUAUGUGCUACACACUUGACAAUAGAAUCAACACACUAACCCACGGGCAAUAUUAUGCCAUCAACACCAUUACCUCAACCAUCAGCAAAAGACCUAUAGUUUCGUUUAUUUUUUAGUUAUACUCGUUGGAAAAAAAUAUUGUUAAGUAUACAAAUUGAAAUAUACAGAGUGGUCUAGCGUUCACUGACAACUUAA